AUGGCGAUGUUACCGCCGCAUCAGAACGUCGUCAGGAUCUUCGAUCUCUUCGAAACAGACGAUUCCCUCGCGAUCGUCAUGGAACUAGUCGAUCCGCCGAUGACGAUCUACGAUCGGCUAAUCUCCGCCGGGGGACGGUUAUCGGAAUCGGAAUCCGCCUCGUACGCGAAACAGAUCCUCCGCGCGCUCGCUCAUUGUCACCGGUGCGGCGUCGUUCACCGGGAUGUGAAACCUGACAACGUCUUGGUCGAUCUCGUAACCGGCGGAGUUAAGCUCUGCGAUUUCGGAUCGGCGGUGUUGUUAGGCGGAGAGACGGCGGAGGGAGUUGUGGGAACACCGUAUUACGUGGCGCCGGAGGUUGUGAUGGGGAGGAAGUACGACGAGAAGGUUGAUAUAUGGAGCGCCGGUGUUGUGAUCUACACGAUGUUAGCUGGUGAGCCGCCGUUCAACGGUGAGACGGCGGAGGAGAUCUUUGAAUCGAUACUGAGAGGGAAUUUGAGGUUUCCGCAGAAGAAAUUUGGAUCAGUGUCAGGAGANCGAGUGGGUUACCCAUAUGCCCAGAGGAAGGUUGUGUUAAUUAGUAACUUUUUUUUUGUCAACAAUUUUUAA
This is a messenger RNA of Camelina sativa (false flax), 609 nucleotides long. NCBI's taxonomy places the organism in Eukaryota, Viridiplantae, Streptophyta, Magnoliopsida, Brassicales, Brassicaceae. The record is from RefSeq and is a predicted model, not a curated record.